AUGACUCUUGAUGAUUUUUUGGGUGAGCAAGGAAUUCAUUUAGAAAGAAAAGAGGAGCAUAUUGAAGUUUCAAUUACUGCGGAUGCUAGAUCUAGGCCAUUCCCGAAUGAUGGAGGAAAUUUUCAUAUCCCCCAUGAGGAAGAUUAUCUUGGUGAACAUGAAAAUGAUAAUUUUGAUGUGGAUGGAGACCAAGUUAUGGAAGAUGCUCAUGUAGAAGAUACUCCAAAGGUUAAAAAGACUAGUGGAAAAACAAGAUGCCUAAAGAUUUAUGCAAGAACUUGGGAAGAAAGGGAGGAAGUGACUUUUGAUUGUGGAGCAGCCGUGGGGCCAACUCCUCAGAAAUCAAAGUUCAUUCUUCCAAAAUUCUCAAAGCUAUGGAUGAUGACUGGUGUUCAAGGAGCAUGGAAGCGAUACAAGACAAGAAUCAAGAAGAAACACUUUGAACCAUAUUCUGGAAAUAUUGAAGAUAUGUUGGUGAAUCGUCCUUUGGAAAUUCCAGAAGUACAAUUUCGGAAACUAAUUGCAUAUUGGAGCCAUGUGUGUGUAAAUUCUGAAAAUCGCCAGAAGCAACAAUGGAGGCAUAAAAUGGGGCCAAUCAAUUUUGCAAGAGUACGUGUUGAUUUGAAAAAAGAGAACAAGGAGGAACCAAAUCAAGCUGAAAUGUUUGUUGCAACUCGGAAUGGACUGAAAGGGAAACGACUUUAUGUAGAAACACAAGCUAUUAUUGAUAAACUUGAUGAUCUCGAAGAAGCUGGAGAAACUCCUACUAAUGUAUUUCAAAAAGUGUUUGGUAAAGAGAAUCCAGGAAGAGUUCGAUGUUUUGGAAGAACUCUUACAAAAACUUAA
Messenger RNA from Arachis ipaensis, 846 nucleotides. The record is from RefSeq and is a predicted model, not a curated record. Lineage: Eukaryota; Viridiplantae; Streptophyta; Magnoliopsida; Fabales; Fabaceae.